Molecule: messenger RNA, 2718 nt
Organism: Mus pahari (shrew mouse)
Lineage: Eukaryota; Metazoa; Chordata; Mammalia; Rodentia; Muridae
Gene: Hck
Product: HCK proto-oncogene, Src family tyrosine kinase
Exons: 13
Coding region: 521-2425 (634 amino acids)
Biological process (GO): cell surface receptor protein tyrosine kinase signaling pathway; protein phosphorylation; cell differentiation
Cellular component (GO): extrinsic component of cytoplasmic side of plasma membrane
Molecular function (GO): ATP binding; signaling receptor binding; non-membrane spanning protein tyrosine kinase activity
Source: RefSeq, a predicted model, not a curated record
UAAAACCCUUUCAGAAAACUUGAUUACAAAUCUAGAGAACAGGGGUUAGGACUGGGAACAGAAUAGAAAGUAAGAUUAAAAAUCUUUCCCCAGGAGGAGGCAGAUGGUUUCGCAGGUAAAGAGGCCUGCUGCCAAGCGUGGCUGCCUGAGUUCAGUCCCCGGAACUCGGAAGGUGGAAGGUGAGAUCCUCCAAAUUGUUCUCUAACCUCAACAAUGCUCUGAGGCUCGACGGUACUUACACACAUACACGGAAACAAUCAACCAGUCAAUCAAUAAACGUAAAAUAUUACAAUUCUUUAAGGAACCCAAGGGUAUUGGGUCUUUUAGGUAGGGGUCCAAAAUCUCUGGGGGUAGGGUUUAGAAUCCUUUGGACCGGCUCAUUCCAUCAUGGGGGGGAGGGGCUUAAACGCACUAGUGGGGAAGGGGGACUGGGAAUCUUGGGAGGGCGGGUCAAACCUUGGGGUCUGAGUCAGUCCUUCAAAGACUGGUUAGCGCCCUUGAGGAUAAGGUUAGCAAAGAAAUGCUGAAAUUCUUUGGAGGUGAAUUUAGGGCAGGAGACCAGAGAGCCAGAGUGGGAGUUAGGCUCUCAGAGGGCGGAGUCGGGGCAUUUGGGGGCGGGGUUUGCAUCACCCAGGGCGCGGCUAAGGCGCCCAGAUGGCCAGUGAGCGCCACUGGGUUGCGGCUCCCAGCUUGCACUCCCCGCGGCGGCUCUCAGACGGGUGGGAGGGAACCAAAGUCGCCCGUAAAGGCGGCUCUGACCCGCUCCGAGCGCCAACGCAGCCUCUGUAGCCCGCAAGUCUUCGUCGCUUGCUCCGGGCUCUCGAGUCCGGGGCCACCAGGGGCCGCAGCGCUGGGGGGUCGUUCUAGCUGCGAGGAUCCGGGCUGCCCACGAAGCGAAGGGCGGGCGCCCAGGAUGGGCUGUGUGAAGUCCAGGUUCCUCCGAGAUGGAAGCAAGGCCUCAAAAACAGAGUCAAGUGCCAAUCAGAAGGGCCCUGUGUAUGUGCCGGAUCCCACGUCCCCCAACAAGCUGGGGCCAAACAACAGCAACAGCAUGUCCCCAGGGUCUGUGGAGGGUUCUGAGGAUACCAUUGUGGUCGCACUGUACGACUAUGAGGCUAUUCACCGUGAAGACCUCAGCUUCCAGAAGGGAGACCAGAUGGUGGUGCUGGAGGAGGCUGGAGAGUGGUGGAAAGCACGGUCCCUGGCUACCCGGAAGGAAGGCUACAUCCCAAGCAACUAUGUGGCUCGAGUUAACUCUUUGGAAACUGAGGAGUGGUUCUUCAAGGGGAUCAGCCGGAAGGAUGCAGAGCGCCACCUCCUGGCUCCAGGCAACAUGCUGGGCUCCUUCAUGAUCCGGGACAGUGAGACCACCAAAGGGAGCUACUCGUUGUCUGUUCGAGACUUUGACCCCCAGCACGGAGACACAGUGAAGCACUAUAAGAUCCGGACGCUGGACAGUGGGGGCUUCUACAUCUCUCCAAGGAGCACCUUCAGCAGCCUGCAGGAACUCGUGCUCCACUACAAAAAGGGGAAGGAUGGGCUCUGCCAGAAGCUGUCAGUGCCCUGUGUGUCCCCCAAACCCCAGAAGCCAUGGGAGAAAGAUGCUUGGGAGAUACCUCGAGAAUCCCUCCAGAUGGAGAAGAAACUCGGAGCUGGGCAAUUUGGAGAAGUGUGGAUGGCCACCUACAACAAGCACACCAAAGUGGCGGUGAAGACAAUGAAGCCGGGGAGCAUGUCUGUGGAGGCCUUCCUGGCCGAGGCCAACCUGAUGAAGACACUGCAGCAUGACAAGCUGGUGAAGCUACACGCCGUGGUCUCUCAGGAGCCCAUCUUUAUUGUCACGGAGUUCAUGGCCAAAGGAAGCCUGCUGGACUUUCUCAAGAGUGAAGAAGGCAGCAAGCAGCCACUACCAAAACUCAUUGAUUUCUCAGCCCAGAUUUCAGAGGGCAUGGCCUUCAUUGAGCAGAGGAACUACAUCCACCGAGACCUGCGGGCUGCCAACAUCUUGGUCUCUGCAUCACUGGUGUGUAAGAUUGCUGACUUUGGACUGGCACGGAUCAUCGAGGACAAUGAGUACACAGCUCGGGAAGGAGCCAAGUUCCCCAUCAAGUGGACAGCUCCUGAAGCCAUCAACUUUGGUUCCUUCACCAUCAAGUCAGAUGUCUGGUCCUUUGGUAUCCUACUGAUGGAAAUUGUCACCUAUGGCCGGAUCCCUUACCCAGGUAUGUCAAAUCCAGAGGUGAUUCGGGCACUGGAGCAUGGGUACCGUAUGCCUCGACCAGACAACUGUCCCGAAGAGCUCUACAGUAUCAUGAUCCGCUGCUGGAAGAACCGCCCGGAGGAACGGCCCACGUUUGAAUACAUCCAGAGUGUGCUGGAUGACUUCUACACGGCCACUGAGAGCCAGUAUCAGCAGCAGCCUUGAUGGCAGGAAGGAUGUGAGCAGAGCCAGAAGCCCCAUCAGUGCCUUGACACGCCCAACCUGCGGGACCCACUCUCAGACACCACACCACACACACUGCAGCUGUCGAGUGGGUGGGAGGACUUCACAAUCCCUUUCUGACUCUAGUCAUCUGCAAUCCACCAAUCUCAGGGCCUCCAAGUUGGUACGUCUCAUUUGCCUGGAAUGACUGAAUUCAAUCUAUAGCUGUGAUUUAAGUGGGAAACUCUUAGAAUAGUAUUUAAAUAAAAGAUAUGAAUGUCAAAGGCUUUCCCCAA